Molecule: messenger RNA, 5020 nt
Organism: Hylaeus volcanicus
Lineage: Eukaryota; Metazoa; Arthropoda; Insecta; Hymenoptera; Colletidae
Product: UNC93-like protein
Exons: 6
Coding region: 565-2253 (562 amino acids)
Biological process (GO): regulation of potassium ion transport; regulation of muscle contraction
Cellular component (GO): striated muscle dense body; plasma membrane
Molecular function (GO): potassium channel regulator activity
Source: RefSeq, a predicted model, not a curated record
UCGUUCGCGAAGGUAGAACGCGCGUGUACCGUGCACUUGGUGUACCGUGUAUAUCGAGGAGACAGAGAAAACAACGAUCACGACACGACUCGAACUCGAACUCGGAGAAGUUGAGUCGACGAACACGAACCGCUCACCGAUUCCAAAGUCCGCCGGUAGGCUCAGUUGUCUCCGAACCCCCGAACAGUUCGGAUGUAGCUGUAAUCUCGGCUUUUUUUCUCCACGGUUGCGACACUUCUCGUCCAUCCAACGUCGACGUUGUGUACCAGUUCUCGCGGUUUAAGGCUCGUGGUCGUGUUUUUUUUUUUCGCGUGUCACGGGCUCGAUCUUGAAACGACGUUCGAUAGAAAUCGAGUGUGCUUCCUCCUCGUUACGCGGACGGAAGAGAGCGAACCGUUUGUUGUCAACGUCGGAUCGCGUGCGCCUGCCAGAAUACUGUAUAACCUGUCGGAAAAGGGUAGAAGUAUCGAAGGUGCAGCGUGAAACAGAUCGAAACCAGAGAAGAGGAACAAGAUCGUCGUCUGAACGAGGGAUCGAACCGUUAACACGUAGCAGCCACGUAGAAUGGUGGCUUCGCAACACGACGGUACCAGAAGUGUUGGCGGCGGAGGCGGCGGAGAUGGCGGCGGCGGCGGUGGUGGCGACGGUACCGUUUACACGGUGACCGUGAGUGGGGUCGGUUACAGGAACGAGGGUUACAAAGACGAUGGGACCGACGGCAUACCACCCGAGCCGCAGAAACCGCCUCAGUUGUCGUCGACGGACGACGACACUCAGUCCAGGAAGUUCAAGCUUUCGCGUGGCGAGAAAUGGAGAAUUUUAAAGAACAUUAGUACCGUCUCUAUAGCUUUUAUGGUGCAGUUUACUGCGUUUCAAGGCACGGCGAAUCUCCAAUCGUCGAUAAACGCUAGUGAUGGUUUGGGUACCGUGUCCUUGUCGGCGAUUUAUGCGGCGCUGGUGCUCUCCUGCAUCUUCGUGCCCACCUUCGUUAUCAAGAGGCUCACCGUUAAAUGGACUCUAUGUGUGUCUAUGCUGUGCUACGCACCGUACAUCGGCUCCCAGUUCUAUCCGAAAUUUUACACCCUGGUGCCAGCCGGCGUCCUCCUGGGCCUCGGCGCGGCGCCCAUGUGGGCAGCAAAGGCCACCUACCUCACGCAAGUGGGUGGCGUCUACGCGAAGCUCACCGACCAACCCGUCGACGCCAUCGUCGUCAGGUUCUUCGGGUUCUUCUUCCUUGCCUGGCAGACCGCCGAACUUUGGGGGAACCUCAUCUCGUCGUUAGUGCUGAGCGAGGGGGAGUUCGGCAGCGGAGGAGGGAACAGCACCACCAAUUACAACAAAAUCAAACUCUGCGGCGCGGACUUCUGCGUCCUUGGGAACGGAGGCCACGACAACUUGGAGCGUCCUCCCGAGUCCGAGAUCUACGAAAUAUCAGCGAUCUACCUAACUUGUGUAAUCGUCGCCGUAAUAAUCGUCGCUCUGUUCGUCGAUCCGCUGUCGAGGUACGGCGAAAAGCAACGACGCGUGGAUAGCCAGGAGCUCAGUGGUAUACAAUUGCUUUCGGCAACUGCUUAUCAGCUGAAGAAACCCUAUCAACAGCUCCUCAUACCGAUCACGGUAUGGAUUGGCAUGGAGCAGGCGUUCAUCGGUGCAGACUUUACACAAGCUUACAUUUCCUGUGCGUUAGGCGUGCACAAAGUCGGCUACGUAAUGAUCUGCUUCGGAGUGGUGAACGCCGCCUGCUCGCUGCUCUUCGGAUCUCUGAUGAAAUUCGUCGGCAGGCAACCGCUGAUGGCGCUGGGCGCCAUCGUACACGCUAGUCUUGUCGUCGUGCUACUCCACUGGAAACCGAACCCCGCGAACCCUUACGUCUUCUACACCGUCUCUGGCCUCUGGGGCGUCGGGGACGCGGUAUGGCAGACGCAAGUUAAUGGUUUGUACGGUACCCUGUUCAGGCGCAACAAGGAGGCCGCAUUCUCGAACUACAGAUUAUGGGAGAGCGCCGGUUUCGUGAUAGCUUACGCGUACAGCACCCAUCUGUGCGCCCGUAUGAAGCUGUUCGUGAUGCUGACAGUGUUGAUCAUCGGCAGCAUUGGAUACAUAAUAGUCGAGCUGUUGCACAGGCGCAAGCAGAAGAGGCUCAAGGCCAUCGCGGAGGAUCCAAAGGCGGCACAGGCGGAGGCAAACCAGGUGGAUGAGACGGACGACGAGAAGGACGACAUCGACGACGAUAUCAUAAUCACCCACCUCUGAGGAAGCACUCGUGGCGCCGACGAGGAAUCUCAUUGGUGUUCUGGGCUCGAUCGACUCUACUCUUUUAUUCUUCCUUAUUGCUUGGACUAUAACGUACGCGCGGGUAACUUUCUACGGCAACGACCACGCGACGAAACGAGAUCUCUUGCCUGGAAAGACCGCGCUACGAAGCGUUAUACUAACAGGAAGCGUAAGGACGAUCACGUCGUGUGUCGAAGAAUAUAUAGAGCAGAAAUUUGAUCAGUGAUACGAUCAGCAUGCGGAAGACGCGUCCAAUCGUCGUUUGCGCACGGCUGUUGACGUGUCGCCGAAACGCGUGAAAAAUUAUACUUUAUCCCUUAGGGUUGCGCUGCCGCGCAUCGUGUCCCUCGGCUUUCCGCGCAACGUUCACGCAACCGAUCACUGUUUAGUACCUAAACGCGCCUCACAAAUCUUUCUCAAACCCUUCGUUGGUCGAAUUGUACGGAUGAUUCUGUUUGUAAAUUCUGCGCUCGAUCGUCUCCGUUUAUUUCUAUUUGUUCGUUACGUUGGACUCUCUCGGUGCCUCGUCCUCGCGGGCAUCGAGAACAAUCGACGACGCGCGUGGAAAGUAUGCAUGUGGGCGCGAGGUCGUCUGUUGAAACGGCGAUACCGUGUGGUGCAUGUUGGGAACGCGACGUUGGGCAAAAUGUAAUUACGAUUAGCGAUGCGAUUAUUCGCGAUUUUUAAUUUAAUCCGACAAUUCUUGUAAUACCUAAAGUAACCACCGUGUAAUCACUCCGUACAACUCUGGUUGGAAACGAAUUGCUUGCCUUCGCAGUGAUGGAAGCGCGUCCCGAUGCCGUAAAUCAUCUGUAUGCCCAACGCAGCCCAAUCGAAUUGUCGUUCGAGGUUAAGCGAAACAGUCGUAAAGCAACGACACUAUACCAGAACAUUAAGAGAAUCCGUUUUCUUUUUGACGUUCGAAUAGAAUCGUACCAGACUGAACGAAAGAAACGAUUCGAGUAUUCGUUAACUCUUUGCGGUGCGAGGUUGAAGUUCUCGGUUAUGUUUUGGGGGCCUUUUGCGUAUAACCAGGGUAAAAUAAAAUAAAAGUGCAAGGAGUGGUCAUCGAACAAAGGUGUAGAUUAAAAACUGUCAUGGCAAGCGGUUACUGACGCUAACCACUGUGCUCGAAUGAAUUUCUUGCGGUGCAAGUUUCAAAUCUCUAUUUAAGUUUCGAAACCUUUCAUGCACAGGAAGGGUAGGAUACAUGAAAGUGGUUACUGAUACUAACCACUGUGCUUGAAUGAACUCUUUAAGUGCUGGUCACCACCAAGCAAAUGUAUGGAUAAAAACAUAAGGAGGGUAGAAUAGAAUGGAAGUAGCGUAAGUGCUGGUCACCAAGCAAAUGGGGAUGAUCGCUUAAAACUAAGCACUCGUGCUGCGAAGGGUUAACACGGGCGUAUCCGUAAGAUAUAAGAUCCCCAAUUGCCACUAUGUGGAAGCGCUUCGUAGCAACUUGCCAUUAAGUUUUAUCGGAAUUGUGUCUGAAUUUGUGAUAAGGAUCGGGAGUUCCGAAAGAACGGUUCGAUAGAGGAGUCCGCCAAUCUUGUGUGUAUAUAUUAUAUAUGGAUAGCAAUUGUAUGUGUGGUGAAAACGGAUGUUCUUUUGACCGCGUGAUUCUGGUUCGUCAAUGUCAGAUCAGGUUUGCGACGGGUCGAUUUCGCGUCCUCCUUUUCAGCGACCACAGGUGCCCAGCGGACCCAAAAGAGAAACCUGGCUAGACCGAGCCUGCUUGAACUGAAUGGUGGACCAAAUUUUAAAUUCUGGAUGAACUGGUGAAAAAGCGGGAAAUUUAUGCGCGUUGUUGCCUGUGUACAGUAGAACCUCGAUAGAUGCAACCGUACAGUUGCGUGAGUACCUCGGUUGUUGCAAUGUAUUAUUAAAAAAUACAUACAUAUUUUAGUAUUAUAAAAACAGCCCAAAAUAAUAAGGAUAAUUACUAUAUAAGAAUUAACGAUUGUGUCGUGUAUCCGGAUAGUAUUUUGUAAUUGCACGAGCCUCGAUACUUGUACGAACUUUUAGCCUCGUUACUUGCAGUUAUCGAGGUUCUAUUGUACUUUCGAAUAUUUACAUUACAUUUACACGAUAUAAGAAAUUGUUUUAACGUAUAUUUUCGCAUGCACCUCAAGAAUGCUCUCGGGACCAACGGCGAAUUGAUAUUACCUUUAAAGCAUAGAAGUGAAAUCGUAGUCGAAGAGCCUCGAUUACAUUUUAGAAAGAAGAUCACGACGUGUUUUAGUAGUUAGACGUAAGGAACAUUGUAGUCGAUAAUUUAAUUCUAAGUAAAUGCAACAAAAUUAAUUUUAUAAAUCACACCUUGUUUCUUAGAUUAUAUAGAGUGAAAGCAGGCGAUAGUUUGCUCUUUGUUAUUGCGAAAAUUCAUUUAAAAAAAAAAAAAAAAUCGGUUUCCAGUAUCGUAGGACCGAGUCACAUCGUUGUGUUAGUGUAUAAGGGGAGUCCCCCAUUCACCACAAGCCCCCUCCCAGAAAAAGGAACGGUAUUCAUCUUGUCCCGAAUGCGUUUGAUCAGUAUUUGUCAUCCCCAAUCGAAUUGUAUUAUGCGUUAGUUUUUACGAUUCCUCGACGAUUAUGUAUGAUGAACAUACUGACAUAUUCUAACAGCGUUUCUAUACCCCCACCACUCACCCCCUCAGCAAUAUGUAUUCCGUCCAUCAAUCGAUAAGAUUGCUCAAGAAUCUUAACCGUAAGAUAGGAGUACUGAAUAAAAAAAAAACAUGUGUCGC